Bombina bombina (fire-bellied toad) is the source of this 816-nucleotide messenger RNA. It is a transcript of the gene EIF4EBP3, whose product is annotated as eukaryotic translation initiation factor 4E binding protein 3. The transcript is spliced from 3 exons. Gene Ontology annotation, molecular function: eukaryotic initiation factor 4E binding. The coding region runs from base 134 to 472 and encodes 112 amino acids. Gene Ontology annotation, biological process: negative regulation of translational initiation. Gene Ontology annotation, cellular component: cytoplasm. NCBI's taxonomy places the organism in Eukaryota, Metazoa, Chordata, Amphibia, Anura, Bombinatoridae. The record is from RefSeq and is a predicted model, not a curated record.
GCUGUCUGCAGUGCACGUGGUGCGUGUCCUGUUGUGCACUGCGCAAGCCUGUGCAACUUGUUCAUAUCAGUGAGUAUAGUUCGUUAGCAUUGUGGGGUGAAUUCAUUACUAAUUAGUAAAAGUAGACAGCAAAAUGAGCGCACAGUAUGAGCAAAGCACCAGUCUCCCUAUUCCUACUAAAGUGUGUUAUUUGAAGGAUCUCUCGCAGCUUCCCGACUGUUACAGCUCCACUCCAGGCGGGACGCUUUUUUCUACCACACCAGGCGGAACAAGAAUUAUCUAUGAUCGCAAAUUUUUACUGGAUUGCAGAAAUUCACCUAUUGCAAGGACACCUCCUUGUUACCUUCCAAAUAUUCCAGGAGUUACAUCAUCACAACACUCCCAAAUGGCCAAACUUGAAGAUCUAAAGGAACAAGAUGAGACAGACGAUAAAGAUAUUCCAGAUGAAGCCCAGUUUGAAAUGGAUAUCUGAACUACUUGAUAUAAAUCGGUCUGAAGAUGCCUUCUCAUGUUUUGAGUUACACAUUUUCAUGAUUGCAAUCUGAGUGAAGAUGCAAGGGAGUGGCGUGCCAAAUGAAUGUACUUUUUCGGUUAUUUUAGUUCUUUUGUUUGAUGAAUACAUGUUUAAUGGAUAUUUCUUUUUAUUAAUAUAUUGCCUUUUAAUUAUGUUUUUGAAGAGCCAGGCACGCAAGAUGGAGGUUCAUAAUGUUUCUAAUAAGGUGCUGAAACAUUGCAGAAAUGAUGUAGUAUUACUGCUAUGUAAACAAACAGCAUGAGAUUAUGACACUCAAGUAAAAUAUUAAACAUUUUUGAGUA